GUUGUCAGUCCGUUCUCGCGAGUCUUGAAAGUCGUCGCGUUGGCCGAUGCGAUUUAUCUCAAUCAGCGAUUGCCGUAAAUUAGCUACGACCAAUUUUUAUUCUAUUUUUUUUCGAACUUCACACUUUCGCAUCUUCGCCCAAGCUUUUUUUUUCGCUUGCCAAAAAACUGGCUGGAUCAGUUUUCACGACGGAAAUAUCUUUGCAAUGGAGCUUCCUAAAAAACUUGGUAUUGGUGGAGGUGCUCUGUUCUUCCUCGGUAUAACUUUCGGCUGGAUAGCUUUUCCGCCACUGCUCAAAUCACAAGUUGGCGCAGCUGUGAAGUUGAAAAAGGGUGCGGAAAUGCGUGACGUCUGGUCAAAGUUACCGAUACCAUUGGAUUUCAAGGUUUAUCUCUUCAACGUGACAAAUCCAGACGAGAUAAAACAGGGUGCAAAACCCAUCGUCCAUGAAAUCGGGCCAUACUUCUACGAUGAAUGGAAAGAGAAAGUAGAUUUGGUCGAUCGCGAAGAGGACGACACUGUGGAAUACAGUCAGAGAAUAACGUGGAUUUUUAAUCCAGCAAAAAGCAACGGUCUAACGGGCAACGAGGAGCUGGUUUUUCCUCAUCUACUUAUGCUCGGAAUAAUAAUGACCACUAUGAGAGAUAAACCGGCUAUGAUUGGCUUGUCCGCAAAAGCGGUUGAUAGUAUUUUCAAAAAACCUGACAACGUAUUCGUCAAAGCAACGGCCCAUGACAUCAUUUUUGGCGGCCUACCGAUCGAUUGCGCCGUCAAAGAUUUUGCGGGAACUGCGAUUUGCUCUCUUCUCAAAGAAAACUCCGAUGAUCUCAAAGUCGACGGUGAAGAUCUGUAUCGAUUCUCACUCUUUGGCCAUAAGAAUGGCUCUUUGUACGAGGACAGGAUACGAGUGAAACGGGGUUUGAAAGAUGUCAAAGAUGUCGGCAAGGUCGUUGAAUUCAAAGGGGAACCUCGACUAUCGAUGUGGGCAGAAGAGGGUACUUGCAACGAAUUCAACGGAACUGAUUCUACCAUAUUUCAUCCUUAUCUCUUCGAGAACGAAGACGUCGUAUCUUUCUCUCCUGAUAUUUGUCGAAGCAUGGGUGCUCGUUGGGAUGGAACUUACACCGAAGUCGGAGGAAUAAAAGCCAAUCAUUACACCCUUAGUUUCGGUGACAUGAGUACUGAUCCUGAGCUCAAAUGUUUUUGUCCAACCGAGGAUACGUGUUUGAAGAAAGGUCUCUACGAUUUGUUUCCAUGUGUAAACGCUCCCAUUGUCGCUUCCUUACCACAUCUCUACGAUGUCGACGAAAUGUACCUGCAGCAAGUCGACGGGCUUCGUCCUACAAAGGAAGAGCAUCAAAUCUCUAUUGACUUCGAACCAAUCACCGGAACUCCGAUGAGUGCGGCGAAACGGCUCCAAUUCAAUAUGUUCAUUUUCCCAAUCGAUAAAGUAAAAACGAUGAAAAACUUUCCAACCGCUUUGUUGCCAUUGUUUUGGGUCGAGGAAGGCAUCACUUUGGGCGAUGAGUUCCUCGAUCAGCUACGCAUGGUUUUCAAAAUGAUGAAAAUAGUCGGAAUAAUUAAAUGGAUGAUGCUGGUCUCGGGAUUGGGUCUCGGCGGAGCAGCAGCUGGACUCGAGUACAAGAAGCGUCAAAGCGAAAAGAAAUUGGAUAUAACGAAGGUGACCCCCCAACAGGCGAGCCGAACGGAGAGCGGCAACGAAAAGAAGUGGCCGCUGAACGUUAGCACUCUUCAAGCUGCCCAAGUUCCACCGUCUCUCGAUCGCAACUAGUUCCUAUUAAUAUAAAUGAUGCUAUUUAUUGGAAGUAUCCAAGAAUAGACGGCUCAAAAUGUGCCCCUCUCGUUCUAAAAUCACGUGUUUUUUCUUCGAUUAGAAUCGGUACGCAUCAACCCUCGAAGUGCACUGAAAUUCUGCGGGAAAUGCUUCGAGACAAAAAACGUUGAGGUCGCUCUUGCCACUGUCCUGGGUGGGCCGGAGCUUUUCGUUGAUCGAUCAAGCUCUAGAAAAGUUUUAGCUAAAAUUAGAUUAAGUCCUUUUACAUGACGAUCCUCCCCCUCGGAACGGCGUUCGAUCAGCCAGCCCGAGAAUUUCCCACACUCGUGAUGAAAGUUCUUAAAGAUUGAAGCUUAAAACCGGUCGAAUUUUCAUGUUUCCCAAUUCAAAGGCCGGACUCUUCUGAUCGUAUUCGUACGCAUGUAAAACUAUCGCACGGUCCACCGUGCUGGAAACGAAAAAAAUCGUCUGAAUCGAUAAACCAUUUUUGCUGAGAGGAGAAUCUGGAUCGGGUCCCUGGGACCCAACAACGUGUUCGCAGGGUUGACGGAGGAGCUCGACUGUGAUUACUCGUUAAGGAAAACAAUCGGAGGGGCAUAUCGAUAUUUUUUUUAGAUAUUAAUCUAGUUAAUUACAAUUAAUUUGAUAAAGUUAUUGUUAUAAUAUUAUGAGUAUCGAACAGUGGUAGGCGUUGUAUUGAUCCCAUCGACUUGGGGAUCCCGCUUCAUGCUAUUUUUGGGCCAAUAUAAAAAGCUUGGUUUCAACGAAUUUUUGUCUUUUCGUUUUUCUCAAUAUUCAGUUCUUUCUACUCGUUAAUUAAACGUUACAUGCUUUUAUAAACAUUACGUGUAUGAUUAUUGUACGAGGUUCAUCGAAAUUUAUAACAGCCUUCGUUUUAAUGAUAACAUCACUCUUGUAAAGUAUCGAUUAAUAAAUUUUUUAAAACACGUCA
Molecule: messenger RNA, 2747 nt
Organism: Venturia canescens
Lineage: Eukaryota; Metazoa; Arthropoda; Insecta; Hymenoptera; Ichneumonidae
Gene: Snmp1
Product: Sensory neuron membrane protein 1
Exons: 9
Coding region: 47-1792 (581 amino acids)
Cellular component (GO): membrane; cytoplasm
Molecular function (GO): scavenger receptor activity
Source: RefSeq, a predicted model, not a curated record